AUCCUUUCCUCCCUCCAGAAAUUUUUCCCCAAUGAGCGAGAACAGUCAGUCCUCGACGGACACGGCUCUCUCGUCGAAUGACGCCACGACGCCCACACACAACCACAAUGAGAAAGGGAAAGGAGAAGGGGACGAGUGUCUGGAAAAUGGCCCAACGUCGAGCACUUCUCUCACCAACAACAUCCCCGCAUCACCCGCUGUCAGCCAUACAGGAAGUCUUUCAGAAGCCUCGCCACGGAAACGAGCGAGAAAGCAAUUGUUACAUGCAAAUGAAGAGCUUAAAGACAAUGUGUCUUCGUCUGAUGAGGAGCUGGACAACAGCACGACGCCGCACCGCGGCAGGGAGGAGGCCGUGCGGGAACACAGCAACAAACAGAAGGAAGUCAAAGGAGAAUUCACAGACGAGGAUGGCGUGCGGUGGGUGGCCAACAAACCAAAGCCGACGUACGUCCUCAUCCAGCCCGACUGCAUCAACAGCAAGACCCGGCACAACCACUUCACCCGCUACUCCGACGUCAAACCCAAAGAUGAGAGGAGACCGACAGUGAAUGAGCUUUCCAAUCAAAGAGGAAUUAUGCAGAAAGUGAACGGCUGGAAACUUUAUUUCUCAGCCUCGCAGCUGGAGGAGUUGAUGGAGGUGGAGAAGGACAUGGAGGCCCAGUUUGCCGAGGUCCAGGCAGCGCUGUCCAAACUGCCCAGCCACAAGAUCCCCGGUGAGGAGGCCGUCAAAAUCCACGAAAUGUCUCAGGCCAACAUCCAGCGCUGCCAGCUGAUCCAGAACCAGCUGACGGAGGCUCGCCUCUCCAUGAUCAAGACGCUGGAGCACAAGCCGCGCAUACAGGAGAUUGUCAACAAGCACAUGAGCAAACGACCCAUCAAGAAGAAGGAGAGGACAUAACCCCGCCUCCCGGCCACACACACACACAGACCCACAUCCUCCCCCGCCCCGCCACUCCCUCCUCUUUUCACCGGCCCCGCCCCCGCCACUACGCCGCCCUUCCUUCCACUCCCUCAUAUUUCCGCCACCCUUCCACAACCACACCCCCCACUUUCCUGUCACCGUGAUGCCGUACUUCCAUCUCUUCCACCUCGCCACUCCCCACUUUCUAGUCUCCCCUCCACACCCCCACUCUCCUGUCUCACCAACCUCACCCCGUUCCAGCUAAGAGGGCGUGGCUAGUCGUGUGAUGUCGACAGGUCCCGCCCCUCGUCAGGAUGCGGUGUGUCCUUUGCUGCUUCUUCUUUGCAGCACGGAUGAAAAGGAAAAGGAUGAGUUCGGAUCUUCUUUGUGGCACGGAUGAAAGGGAUAAUGGACAAGAGGGAGUGGCCCCCGAGUGUGAGGAAUGGAUGGUGUUUACCUCCCCUCCGGAGGUCGGUCGUUGUCUCGUGUGGACGGCCUGAUCAACGCUUCUCUCCUGUCCUCCAUCCAUCCUCUACAACUUCCUCUUCCAAAAGGGAAAAAAAAAACCCUCUCUGGCUUUGUGGUGAAACAGAAAGUGUAUGUUUGUUCACUGAAUGUAGGUUUGGGUGUUACACAUGUGUGUGUGUGUGUGUUUGUAUACGGUGUGUGUGUGCGCUUGUUGUUAAUGGUUGUAUGUGUAAUUUUGCUUUUCACUGAUAACCGGUGCCUGUGUGUGUGUGUGUUGGUGCGUGAAUGUGUGUGUGUGUUGGUGCGUGCGUGUGCGCUGGUAAGGCUCUACGCUGUUUUGCGCAGAAGUGAGUUUGAAUCUAGUUGAGUGUGUAACGACGUGGGUGUGUUGAUAGAUGAGUAUAUUACGUUGUGUAUAUAAUGAAAGUGUGUGUAUAGACGAAUGUGUAAUUAUGGUGGAGUGAGUAAAGAGUGAGUAUUGAUAAUGAUUGUGUAUAGACAAGUGUGUAAUGAUGCUAGAGUGUCCAUAGGCGGGCGCGUGUUAUGAAUGGCGUUGGUGCAUGCGUGCUUGUGUGCGUGCCUGUGUGUGUGCGCGUGUGUGUGCGCGUGCCUGUGUGUGUGCGCGUGUUGGAGUGUGCCCCUGUACCCCUCAUUCCUCUCCCUGCCAAUAGGUGCACACAUGACAGCAAUGCAAUGUUUAUGCAAUUUUUAACUUUGAGUAUUUUAAGAAAGUCUGAUGUAUCUUCCUUUGUUCACUUCAAUAAGAGCAAAGACGGUGAGUUAUGAUGAUAAAAGUCGGCAUUCUCUGAA
Messenger RNA from Aplysia californica (California sea hare), 2179 nucleotides. Its product is annotated as histone deacetylase complex subunit SAP130-A. Bases 32 to 898 code for a protein of 288 amino acids. The record is from RefSeq and is a predicted model, not a curated record. The transcript is spliced from 7 exons. NCBI's taxonomy places the organism in Eukaryota, Metazoa, Mollusca, Gastropoda, Aplysiida, Aplysiidae. Gene Ontology annotation, biological process: negative regulation of transcription by RNA polymerase II. Gene Ontology annotation, cellular component: Sin3-type complex.